UUUUCUUUUGGGAGGCCAACUAUCUUUGUGGAGGGUUAGGCUUUACUCCUCGUGCUACAUAUGGCCGUAUGUUGUAUUUUGUAUCCUGCCUUGUAUGUAUCUCUUUCGAGCCUAAACGAUCCGUCGCCCUGUUGAUAAGCUACUAGCGAUUACGUUUUGCCUCUGGCGCGUUUCAAGGCGAGCUACUAUCCGAUGGAGGGUUACCCGGUUAUUGGCACGUGUGACAAUGUCACGCUCGAGAGAUACCCGUUCAGGCAUCAUCUCGCAGAAGGCGGUUGAUCUCGCUUCGGCUAAUUUUCCGUUACAGCAUUUUCUUGUGAGGAUCUUUUCGUUUAGAAGAAAAGGGUUACCCGAUGGAGAGGUUUCGUGGACUUCGCAUUGACACGGCUCCGCCCCCCGAGCAGCCGCAGCUUCAGCUGCAGCCACAGCCGCAGCCGCAGCAGCAUAGCUUCGUGCGGCCAGUCUAUACAGCCUCAGGUUACACUGGUGCACCGGGUUACUCUAACCCGUCUGCUUAUAACGCGUCUUCGGGGUAUUCCGGGACUUCCGGCGUUCAGGGAACGAGCUAUGGUGCAGUAAAUAAUGGUGGCUAUUCAGCCAGUUACCGAGGGCAGUACGGCACGUCGGGUUACCCUAACGCAGCCGGUUACAACCCCGCGUACGGUUACACCUCGGGUUCAUCUAGCUCCAACGCGUCGUACGGUCCCCCCUACCGCGGAGCACCCAUGGGGGGAACCCCCGCCUUGUCUUCCGCAGCUCCCGCAGCUGCAGCGUUUUCCGCUUCAGUUUCCGCCACUGGCGCAGCAAGGGGGGCGGGGGGCGCAGCAGCAGUCCCCGCGGGCGCAGCAAGAAGCGGAACCAGCCCCGUGUGGGCGGGCACGUCCGCCGCUUCCGCUGCCGCCGCCGCUAUUCUGGCGGAAGCGGAUAAAGCGGAUAGAGAGGAGGACCCCGCAGGACGGCGCAGCUACAGCCACUACAGCCACGCGCACGCGCAGGGGGGGCAUAGUCAGACUGCUUCCCGCGUAUCCUCCUCUCGCUCCUCUAUAAGCAGCUCCAGUAACCGCAGCUCCCCUCGAUCAGACGCGACGGACAGAAGCGCGCGCAGGGUGCGGCGGAAAGCGUUCGCCGCGGGCGCGGGGGCGGGCUCGGGGAACUCCGCCGUUUCAGCGUCCCUGUCCGCGGGUGCGGCGGACAGUGGGGGCAGCUCCGAGGGGAAGCGCAGGGAGAGGUCCGCCCGCGCGCGGCUGCCGCGGAACGGGUCUGUGGGGAGCUUGGCGGGGGAGUCCCCUGGGGGGUAUGGGUCAGGGGCGGUGGCAGGGGGGCGGGGAUCCGCGGAAGAGGACGGGGAAGCGCACUCGCGCGAGCAUCGGGGUCAGCUGGCGCAGGUGCAGGGGCAGGCACAGGCGCACGGGCACCCGCCCCAGCACCAGUACCACCAUCAGCAGCAGCAGGCGCAGAAGCACUACCACCAGUACCAGCAGCAGCUGCAGCAGCAGCAGGGGGGCGGGGAUGGAAGCCACGGGGGAAGGGGGGAAGCGCACGGCGGGGGGAGGGGGGAGGCGGAAGGCGGAGCGGGCGUGGUGGACUGGCGCGGGUGGAAGGUGACGCGGAGGCUGGAGUUCGAAGGCGCGGACUGCGCGCUGAUAAAGGCGUUCCUGGGGUCGAGAGACGCGUGGGCGUGCCUGGAGGAGAGCGCGGCGAAUCGGAUCUAUAUCUUCGAGUACCUCAACACUGUGCGGACAUCCCACCCGGCGCUGUUACAGACAUUUCAAGCCGUGCUCCUCUCGCACGGGCUGACCACGGAGCAGCUAAAAGCGCAGAAGAGAGAAGUGCUGCAGCUGUUUGCGCUGCUGCUGACCCCCCAGGACGGGCUGUGGAAGCUCAAGAAGGGUCAGCUGCUGGACAUCAUUUGCAGCUCGGAGACCUGGCGAAGGGACGUACAGAGGCGGGCGGCAGCGGGUGGAGGGAGUCUAGCGGCAGCAGCAAGUGGGGCAGCAGCAGGUGAGGCAGGAGCAGGAACAGCAGGAGCAGGAGCAGGAGGAGCAGGAGCAGGAGCAGGAGCAGGAGCAGGAGCAGGAGCAGGAGCAGGAGCAGGAGCAGGAGCAGGAGCUGGAGUGGGAAGAGCAGGAGGAGCAGACGAAGGAGCAGGAGCAGUGGCAGGUGUAGCAGCAAAAGCUAUGGCGCCGCCUUCAGCUAGUGCCCUAGGGUCGUCACCGACCAUCCAUUUCUCCUCCUCCUCACACCAGCUCACAAGACCAACAGCGCCCGCAAAUCUGGCGACCUCUGGGCCAGGCUCGGCAUCCUCUAGACCUGGCUCGGCAUCCUCUAGGCCAGGCUCGGCAUCCUCUAGGCCCGGUUCGGCAUCCUCUAGACCUGGUUCAGCAUCCUCCAGACCUGGCUCGGUGGCUUCACGACCAGGCUCGGCAUCCUCAAGACCAGGCUCGGGCUCGGUCAGACCUGUUUCAGGCUCGUCUCGGCCCGAGGCAGCGAUAGCUGACACUGCCAGCGGUGCUGCUGCUGCUGCUCCAGCUGCUCCCGCUGCUGCGGCACCACCAGGAGCCAUAUUUCGCCCAUCGCCCCCGUCCGGCAGCCCCCCAGCCUUAUCCCCUCGAGCCUGGCGCAGCAAAGCCGCUUCAACUCAAGCGUCUACUGCUGCAACUCAUGCGUCUAGCACUGCUAUGCCUAGACCCACAGGUAGCGCGGAUGACUCCAAGGGCCAGGUGUCGGCAAAUGGGCUCCUAGCAGCAGCGGCAUUGCCAGCAGCACCAGCCGCACUGGAGCCUGCAGCUGGAGCGGAAUCAGCAGCAGCAGCAGCAGAAGCAGCCGCCACAGCAGCAGCAGCAGUCUCUGCUGCUUCUGCUUCUCCUGUGUCUGCUGCUUCUGCAAGUCAACAGGAGCAAGAAGAAGGCAAGUUUUCCUCCUCCUCCUCUAUUCUCCCAGCCAGCUUCUCCCUUUUCUUCAAGCCUAAGAUCCCCCCAGCUCCUGCCUCCAGACCUCCCUCCUCGUCCACCCACACCCAAACCUCCACUCCAGGUUCGGUAAUCAGCUCCGUCUCCCUAGCCAGCUUCGGCUCCGGCUCCACUAACCCUAACCCUAGCUCGAGGACCGGGGCUGCUUCCGAAGCUAGAUCCGAGCCUCCGUUACGAAGCAUGUCUGGAACCGUAGCAGCCUUACAGCCUGUAUUCAAUCGCUCUCUAACGGAGCGUGUUCCCGCUAGUAGGAGUGCGGAAGGGGCAAUGGGGCAACCGGCCCCAGGAGGGGUAUCAAACGCACAAAGAGGGUCGCUUAUUGCGCCUCUGGGAAUGCCACAGGCGCCAGGGUAUGAGGGGUAUGGGGGGCAGGGGGGGCAGGGAGGGCAGGGAGGGUACGGAGGGUAUGGGGAGAGUGUGUAUGGUGGGGGGAUGCAGGGUUUCGCACAGAGGUUCGGUGCCGCGUUCGCACGUUCGUUUUCUGCAGGGAAAGAAGUGGCCACUGCUGCUGGUGAUGCUGCUGGUAGUGCUGCUUCUGGUGGUGCGGCUGCUGGUGCUGGUGGCGGUGGGCUCGUUAGCGCACUGACAGCAAGAAUGCAGCCCCAGCAGCAGCAGUACCAGCAGUCUCAGCUGCAGUACUCUCGGCAGCAGCAGCAGCAGCAGCAGCAGCAGCAGCAGCAGCAGCAGCAGCAGCAGCAGCAGCAGCAGCAGCAGCAGCAGCAGCAGCAGCAGCAGCAGCAGCAGCAGCAGCAGCAGCAGCAGCAGCAGCAGCAGCAGUAUUACCACCAGCAGCAGCAGCAGGGGCAGGCAUAUGGCAAGAAGCUAGACCUAGGUCCGUUAUCCCCGUUAGAAGAGCAGAGGGACGAGCUUAAACCGGAGCCAAACGGUUUUAUCCGCUCCCAAACUCUAUGGGUGGGCAGCAGGGGCGGCAGGGGUGGUAUCCCCCCUGCAAAAGCUCCAGCUGCUUCUAGCGCAGCGGCUUAUAGAGGGAACGCAGCUACUGCUGCCACUGCCACUGCCACGGCCACUGCUGCUGCUGCUGCUCCUGAGUUUGUGCGAUCUAGCACGCUAUGGGCGGGGAGGGCCGCGCCCCCUACUGUAGCAGCAGGAGCAGCAGAGAGAGGGCUUAUGAGUGGCCGAAUGCCGGGGGUAGGGGAGAGAUCCAUGAGUCUAGGGGGCCGAACGCUGAGCCUUGGAGGCAGGAAUCAGAGCCUAGGAGGAGUAGUGAGGGGCGCUUCACUAGUGAAAGUCGUUCCUGUGCGGAUGGAUGAGGAGGAGGAGGAUGAGGAGGAGGAAGAUUUGUAUGGGGCGGGGUAUGGGGAGGAAGAAGAGGAGGAGGAUUUGUAUGGGGAGGAGAGUGGAGGUGGGGGGGGAGGGGGAGUGAGGGAGGAGGGGGAGGAGUGGGGGAGUGAGGAGAGGAGAGAGAUGAAUGGGGAGGUGAGUGAAGGGGAGGAGGAGGGGGAGAGUCGGGAGGAGGAGGAGGAGAGUCGGGAGGAGGAGGGGGAGAGUGAUGGAGAUGGUGAGAGUGGGGGUAGUGGGGGGAAGGAGGAGGAAGACGAGGGGGGAGGACGAGGGGUGAUUCGAUUGCCGAGCAUUCAAGUUAGGGAUAUGAGAAGGAUAAUGCAGGAGAAACGGAUGCAGCAGGAGAGGGGUGUGGAUCAGCCGCAGCAGCAGCAGCAGCAGCAGCAGCAGCAGCAGCAGCAGCAGCAGCAGCAGCAGCAGCAGCAACAGCAGCAGCAGGAGGACGGGGAGGGAGGAGGGGUGCUCAGGCUGCCGAGCAUACGAGUAGGGGAUAUGAGGAGAGUCAUGCAAGAGAAGCGGAUGCAACAGGAGAGGGAGGUGCAGCAGCAGAGAGAGAGGGAGGCGCUGGUGCAGGAGCAGCAGAGGCGGCAGCAGGAGGAAGAGGCGUGGCAAAGGGAGCAGAUGGCGAAGCAGCAGCAGGAGGAGGAGUGGUGGCGCCAACGGCAAGAGCAGCAGCAGCAGCAGCAGCAGCAGCAGCAGGAACAGAAGCAGGAGGGGGGGAGAAAGGAGAAGGAAGUUUGUAAGCCAACUUACAGGGAAGAGCACUACACUCAGAGGGAUUCUGGAAAAUCGGUUGUAUAUAGGUCAGUUAGCAAUGAUAGUAGUGCUGUAGACGCGCCCUCGGUUAUCAGACACAGCUCUGGGGAGUCUUCUAACGCGGAUGCUGGCAGUGGUAGUGCUGUAGUCGCGCCUUCUGUGAUUAGACACAGUUCGGGGGAGUCUUAUAACGAGGAUGCUGCUAGUGACAGUGGGGGCAGCCACAGGAGCAGCCACAGCAGCAGAAGCAACAGCAAAAGCAGCAGAAGCAGCAGUGGGGCCAAUAGUGGGAGCGACAGCCAUACUAGUGAGCAGAAAACUGAUAGGAGCAGAAGGAAUAGCAGCAAACGGAGCAGUAGGAGUAGCAGCAGGAGUAGCAGCAAGAAAAGCAGUAGGGGGGCUGGGACUGAGAGUGAGAGUGCCAGUGAUAGGAGCAAGGGUGGUGCUAGUGAUGGUGCUAGUGCCAGUGGCAGUGGUAGUGACAGUGGGAGUGACGAUGUUGGGGGCAGUCGCGGUGGUAACAGCCACAGCGGAGGCAGCAAGAGUGAUAACAGCAGGAGUGGUAACAGCAGCAGCAGUAGUCACGAAAGUGGGAGCAGACAAAGCAGCAGACGAAGCAGCAGACGAAGCAGCAGGGGCAGUAGGAGCAGUAGCAAGAGUGGAAGCAUCAGGAGCAGGAGCAGCACCGAGAGUGUGCAUGAGAGUUUGAGUUUUGUUGGGGAAAGUGGCGCUUCAGUCGAUGCUUCUGACACUGUUGCUUCUGCUGGCACUGUUGCUUCUGCUGGCACUGCCACUGGCGCUGCCAACAGUGCUACUGACACUGCCGCUGCUGACACUGUUACUUCUACUGACACUUACACUGCCGCUGCUGACUCUGUUACUGCUUCUGACACUGCUGCUGCGACUGCUAUCACUGCCGCUGCUGCUGACGCCCUCCCUGCUGCUGCUGCUGGCUUUCCUCCAGCUACUGACGCUGCCGCUGCUAUCGCUCCCAUUAAUGCUGUUGCUGCUGCUACUGCCAGUGGUGCUGCUGCUGCUGCUUUUGCUCCAGCUACUGCUACAGAUGCCGCUACUGCUACAGAUGCCGCUACUGCUACAGAUGCUGCUGCUGCUGCUGCUGCUGCUGCUGCUGCUGCUGCUGCUGCUGCUGUUGCUGCUGCAGGUAUUCAUGCCUCUCCCGUUGCUGCUACAGAGGCUACAGAUGCUACAGAUGAUACAGAUGAUGCUGAUGCUGCUGAUGCUGCUGUCACUGCUUCGCCUUCCAUUGCUGACACAGAUGCUGCUGAAACGGAUGUCGUGUUGGCUCCUGAAUCUUGUGCUGCCGUUUCUGCCCUUGCUCCAACCCCUCCUGUUGAUGUUCCCAGUGCUACCGCCACUCCUGUCGUCACUCCCAGUGCUACAGCCACUCCUGUCGUCACUCCCAGUGCUACAGCCACUCCUGUCGUGACUCCCAGUGCUACCGCCACUCCUGUCGUCACUCCCAGUGCUACAGCCACUCCUGUCGUGACUCCCAGUGCUACAGCCGAUCCUGCCGUGACUUCCAGUGCUGCAGCCGAUCCUGUCCCAGAGUCCACUGCUGCUACAGAUGCUCCUUCGUCUGUGCCUGCCCCUGCUACAGACCCUCCUGUUGACAUUCCCAGUGCUACAGCAGUGUCUGUUGACAUUCCUAGUGCUACAGCAGUGUCUGUUGACAUUCCUAGUGCUUCAGCAGUGUCUUUUGACAUCCCUAGUGCUACAGCAGUGUCUGUUGACACUCCUAGUGCUACAGCAGUGUCUGUUGACAUUCCUAGUGCUACAGCAGUGUCUGUUGACAUUCCCAGUGCUACAGCAGUGUCUGUUGACAUCCCUAGUGCUACAGCAGUGUCUUUUGACAUCCCUAGUGCUGCGGCCACUCCUGCCCCAGAGGCCGCUGCUGCUACAGCUUCCUCCACGUCUGUACCUGCCCCUGAUACAGCCUCCCCUGCUACAUCCGCUACGACAGCCAUGCCUGCCCCUGUCCCUCCUGCUGCUACAGCCGUGCCUGCCACCGUCUCUCCUGCUGCUACAGCCGUGCGUGCUCCCGUCUCCCCUGCUGCUACAGCUGUGCCUGCCCCUGUCCCUCCUGCUGCUAUAGCAGCUUUCACUGCAUCCCUUGCAAGUGGUGCAGCAUCCACGUCUGUAGCAGCAGCCAAGCCAACCGCACCUACCUCUGCUAUAUCCGCCCUCCCUGCAUCCCCCCCUGCUACAUCCGCGCCUGCCCCCGUCCCUCCUGCUGCUACAGCCGCUUUCACUGCAUCCCUGGCAAGCGGCGCAGCAGCCACGUCUGUAGCAGCAGCCAAGGCGGCAGCAGCAUUGGCUGCUUUCAAGCGCGCCCCCACCCCCCCCAAGGGCCCUGUUGACCAUGACACGUGGGACUCGGGGGAUGAGGACGAGGGGGGGGGCAGCGGGGGGUGGGGGGGUUCUGGGGGGAGGAAGGGGAGGGCUGCGAGCUAUGGGGGUUUGACAGAUUCGGGGGAAGGAGAAGGGGGAGGGGGAGGGGGAGCGAGAGGGGAGAGGGGAGGCGGUGAGAGGGUGAUGGGAGGGUCGUUAGGUGGUGGGGUUGGCGACAUGGUAGGGAGAGAUGUAGGAAGAGCAGGGGCAUUACAGCCAGGAGAAGAGGUGGCAGCAGAGCGAGGAGGGGAAGGGAGAGGAGGAUUAAAGGGAGCAGGAGGAGCAGAGUCAGGCGCCGUGGCAGGGGUUGGCCUGGCAGGGAAUGGUGCAGCAGGGGCUGGCCUGGCAGGGAAUGGUGCGGUAGGGAAUGGUGGGAAUGGUGUGGCAGGGAGUACUAUGGCCGAAAGUGGUGUGGCAGCUGCCAGUGUAGCAGAUGGGAGUGCCACGUGGCAGGGUAGGGAGUGGUUGGGACAUAUGGAGGUGUUUGGCAGUGCCAUAGACAACAUGUGGAGCCCGCUGCCCGUGUUCCUCGGGGGGAGUACCACCGCACAGUCACAGUUCAAGUCCCCACGUGCAGGCGCGCAGCAGGCACAUUCACAGUUCAAAGCGCACACAAGCAGCCGCUUUGACCCCUCGUCAGCUGCUGCUACUUCUGCUGCUGCUGCUUCUGCUGAUGCCACAGCAACUCUUGCGCUCCCAUCUGGGCUUUCCAUUGACCCGGUUACCCCAUCCACUGGUGUUACUCAUGGGGUUACCCUAUCCGUUACCCCCUCCAGUGUUGUGUCGGGUGGGGGCUACACGCCUGUUGCCCCUCUCCUCACCCCUCCCCCCUUCCUCGCUAGACAGAAUUCUGCUCCUCCUGCUACGCCCAUGGCAAAGCCUAGGGGUGCUGCCCCUGCUUGGGGCACUGAUGCUGGUACUGAUGCUGCUGAUGCUGCUGCUGCUGCUGGAAACACAAACGCUGCUGCUGCUGCUGCUGCGACUGCUGCAGCAGCUGCUACAGGUGCUGCCAUUGCAGGUACAGUUGCUGCUACAGCUACUGCUACAGCCCGCUCUGCCCGCUCUUUCUUUGCCACGGAGCUCAAAUGCACCCUGUGUGGCCACGUGGACCUCUGCCAGCUGGACGCCAGCCUGGCGCGUGAUGUGGCGGAGCUGCAUGCGUUCCUGUGCUGCGGUGACGUCAGCAGUCACAGCAGUGGCAGCAGCGGUAGCAGCAGCAGCAGCAGCACCAGCAGAGACAUUGGGGCAAGCAGAAAUGGCGGCAUUAGUGCCCACAUGAAGCAGUGGUCGUCUCUGCUCCCUCGCACGGCUAUCCACACUCGCCUCCUGGCCGUGCCCACUGCGCUCAGACGCAGGUACAAGCAGACGGAGGAGAGGCAGGCGCAGAGGAGGCAGGGGCAGCAGCAGGGGCAGCAGCAGGGGCAAAAGGAGGGGCAGGGGGAAGGGAAGCAGGAGGGGUGUGUGGUGCUGCAGGCGUUGCAGCGAGGCGUGCGGCGGAACGGAGCGCUCAGUGCGGGCGCACUGCCACAAGUGGGGCUGGGAAUGCUGCAGAUCCUUGCAUCCAUCAUGCGUCCGCUGCCCGGAGUGGCUUGGCUGUCUAAAGACGAGCUGGUGGCGAUCGUGGUGGCUGAAAGGGCGAAGAAAGGGGUGGAAGAGACUGGGGGAGAGGCGAAACAGGUCAUUUUGGGGCAAAAGAAUGCUGCUGCGGCUCCUGCUGCUCCUGCUGGUGCUGCUCCUUCUGCUCCUGCUGCUGCUCCUGCUGCUGCUGCAGCUCCUGCUGCUGCUGCAGCUCCUGCUGCUGCUGCAGCUCCUGCUGCUGCUGCAGCUCCUGCUGCUGCUCCUCCUGCUGCUGCUCCUCCUGCUGCUGCUGCUUCUGGGGUCACAUCGACUGUAGACUCUUCUGCUGCUGCUGUCCCUGUAGCCGCUUUUCUUGCUGCCGCUGUCCCUGUAGCCCCGUCUUCAGUCGCCGGUGUGUCCGCUGCUUCAGGCAGUGCAAUUGAACCUCCUCCUGUUUAUGCAGUUACCACUCCUGUCCACACGGUUACGGCUGCUCCUGUCAACGCGGUUACGGCUCCUGCUGCUGCUGCAGUUGCCGCUGUUCCUGUAAUCGUUUUUACCUCUCCCCCUGCUGCUGCGGUUGCCGCUGCUCCUGUCGACGCAUUUACUGUUGCUCCUGCUGCUCCUGCCACCACUGCCCCUGCUGCUGCGGUAACCCCUGUGCCUGUUUCAGCAGCUGCCAUGGCUUCUCUUGAUGCUGCUAUGGCGGAUCAAGUCACUGCUGCAGUAACAGCUACGUCUGCUCCUGCUGCUGCUCCUUCCUCUGCUCCUGCCACUCUUCCUGUUGCUUUUCCUGAUGCUGCGCCUGCCUCUGCUCCUGCCUCUGCUAUUGCCUGUGCUCCUGCUGCUUCUCUUGCUGCUUCUCCUGCUGCUUCUCUUGCUGCUUCUCCUGCUGCUUCUCCUGCUGCUUCUCCUGCUGCUUCUCCUGCUGCUUCUCUGAUUCACAUGUCAACUGCCCCUGCCUUGGCCGCUGCUCUCACGUGUGCCUCUUCAAGCCAGCCUCAUGCACCACUCAACUCCUCCCAUGCAUCUGCACAUUCAACCAGAGUCCUGCACACUGCUACAGUUUUACAUCCAGCUGCAGUGACACGUGCUGCUACAGUAGCACACCCAGAUACGCAUCCAGCUACAGUAACACACGCUGCUACAGUAGCACAUCCAGUUACGCAUCCAGCUACAGUAACACAUGCCGCUACAGUAGCACACCCACCCCUGUCUGGUCUGCGGCCCAAUCGAGCAGGCAGCAUUCACGUCAAUUCUGCCUUCCACCUCGCUGCCGCCGCCGCUGCUGCUGCUGCUGGUUCUGGAGCUUUUGCUGGUUCUGGAGCUUUUGCUGGUGAUGCUGCUGCUGCCAGUGGUGCUGCCUCUAAUUCUGCGGCUGCAGCAGAUAUCAAUCCUGGUGGUUCUUCUGCCAGACUAACACCCAUCUCUGUUCUCCCCACCUCGCUUACAUCCGAGCGCCUAAGCAGCAGUAGCAGCACCCAUCAGGACGGUUUGCAGAGCGGUGCAGGUGGUGUUGAUGGCGGUGUAAAUAGUGCUGACAACGGUUCUCUGGGGCAACUAGAGGCUCGGGCGCUAGCAGCACUAGAAGACGACCUAAGUCUGAAUGCUAAGGUAGCGAUUCAGGAGCAACGGCAUGCGGCGGAGGCUCGGGCAGUACUUGCCGAAGCUGAGGAGCAGCUUCGGCGUGCACAGGAAGCGGUUUCCCGAGCCAAGGCGGCUGCCUCAGAAGCAUCCCAUCUGGCCGAAGCUGCUGCUGCGGAGGCUCGGGAGGAGAUGGAUCAGCUGGCGGAGGCUCGGGAGCAGGUUAGGAGGAAGGCUGAGGAGUGCCGGCGCGCGUGGGACCGCCACAUCAGCAUCGUGCGCCAGCUGGCGGCUGUGUCUCCUGGAUCUGCUGGCAAAAGGUCUCAUUCUAGAAGGCGUAAGGAGGAGUUUGAAGCGGCAGCUAGGAGUUACGAGGAGUACUUGACAUUGUGGGAGGAGCUUGAAUCCAUGGGACGAGGGGAAGUGCCUGAAACGCCUCAGGCGCGAUAAUGCCCGCCUGCAUGGGAAUGGGCGUGGCGCGUGGACCCUACCGUUGUGAAGCAGCAGCAAGGUGUUUGAGGAGUACUUGACAUUGUGGGAGGAGCUUGAAUUCAUGGCACGAUAAUGUCUGCAUGGCAAUGGCCGGGGGGGACCCAACCCAACCCUACCCAACCCAUUCUCAUGCAGGCGAAUAGAAGAGCCUCCCAGGCACACGCUUCUUUAUGAAGCAUGUUGGAGGGGCCCGAAUUCAUGGGAGUGGGCAUGGUGUCUGGAACACCGCCAGUCGCUACUGCGCACAUGGGAGUCGGCACGGUCCCACCAGGCGCAUUUUCUUUAUGGAGCAGGUUGGAGGAGCCCGAGCCCAUGGGAUUUAGUGGCUUGCCUGACACACCACAUGCGCAAUAGUGACAACAUUGAAAUUAUUGUGUAACCAGCAGUGGCAAAUUAGUGGCACUUUACUGUACAGAUAGCUUGUUUUGGUGGCUUGAGAGGACCAACUACUGAUUGCUGACAGACUGAAUGGAGGAAACUGGGUGUGGCAAAUGCUAGAUAUAUUUUGUAACUGGGCUUUUAUGAUUCUGACUGUAAUUUC
Messenger RNA from Closterium sp. NIES-67, 11610 nucleotides. NCBI's taxonomy places the organism in Eukaryota, Viridiplantae, Streptophyta, Zygnematophyceae, Desmidiales, Closteriaceae. The record is from the annotation of a GenBank genome assembly.